AUGGUUCGGUUCAUGAGGCGGGAAUGGUUCGGUUCAGGAGGCGGCAUGGUUCGGUUCAGGAGGCGGGAAUGGUUCAGUUCAGGAAGAGGAAUGGUUCGGUUCAUGAGGCGGGAAUGGUUCGGGGUGGCGGGAGCGGCGGCGGCGCGCCCCGAGUGCUUCCUCAGUGUGCAGGAUGGACUGGCUGCAGACUUUAGAGCAAUGACAAAGACUCUCUACGAUUUGAAUAAAGGCAGUAAUAUAGUUCGUGGGGGCCCUCUAAAAGAGCUGGUGAUAGAAAAUUUUGAUGAAGAACAGAUUUGGCAGCAACUAGAGCUCCGGAACAAUGCGGUUCUCGAUUUCUUCAAGAAAUCCAUUGCAAAGGAUGCCGAGGAUGAAGAUCUUUGCCUCUUCUCAGACCAGGAAGAGGAUGGCUCUGAUGCAGAGACCAACAGUGACAAGGAGUUGGAAGACAACAUAAUGGAAGAUGAAACUGAACAGAUUAAUGUUCAUACAAAAGAUAAAGAUAAAACUAAAGCUAAAGAAAAGCAAAGUAAACUCAGCAAAAGUUUAAUGCAGAAGUACAGUGAUGAGGAUUCUGAUAUUGACUUUGAUAUUGAAGCACUGGAGCAACAAGCUAAGACAGCCAAGGAAACCACAUUAAGAAAAAAGGGAAGAAAAUCUGUAGUGGAUGACAAGUUUUUCAAGCUAGCUGAGAUGGAAACUUUUUUAGAACAUGCAGAGAAGGAAGACAAGGAAGAAGAAGAUGAUGAUGAUGAUGAUAUUAAUUAUUUUGAAGACAUUAUCUCAGAUUAUGAGGAAGACUCUGAAGAAGCUAAAGUCAAACCAAUUAAAAGUUCUAGAGAUAUGACAUAUGAAGAUUUCUUUGAUUCAGUUGAUGAUGAUGAUGGUGAUGAUGAUUUAGUAGCUAAUGAUGCUGAAAAGAAUCAGGAAGAGGAAGCAGACAGUGCUAUUGAAGAGCAAAAUGAAGAAAGCAUGUCUGAGUUUGAGGAUGUGGAUGAAAUGGUGGAGCACGCGAGAAGUAAAGAAGCUUCUAAAAAAGUAACUUUUAGUUUGCCAGAUGACAGUGAAACAGAACAUGUAACUGAAGAGCAAUUAGAGAAGGACAUCAAUCCCAGUGAAAUAAAGUCAUCAUUUGAGAAGAGACAGGAAAAGAUGAGCAAAAAAAUAAAAAGCUUGGAAGAUGCGCUGCUAGAGGAGAAACCUUGGCAGCUUAAAGGAGAAGUGACUGGACAGAAACGCCCUGAGAACAGCCUUUUGGAAGAAACAGUGCUUUUUGACCAUGCAGUCCGAAUGGCACCUGUGAUCACAGAAGAAACUACUUUUCAGCUUGAAGAUAUCAUUAAACAGAGAAUACUGGAUGAGGCAUGGGAUGAUGUAGUACCAAAAGAAAAACCCAAAGAGGAAGCUUUUGAGUACAAGAAGAGGAUCAGUUUGGAUCAUGAGAAGAGUAAGCUGAGUCUGGCUGAAAUCUACGAGCAAGAAUACAUGAAACUUCACCAGCAAAAGACUGAAGAGGAAGAAAAUCCUGAACACAAAGAAAUUCAGGAAAUGAUGGAUUCACUCUUCCAGAAGCUGGAUGCACUUUGUAAUUUCCACUUCACACCCAAACCACCGGUGCCAGAAGUUAAAAUCGUUUCGAACCUUCCAGCUAUAAGUAUGGAAGAAGUAGCACCAGUUGCUGUUAGUGAUGCAGCUCUCUUAGCACCAGAGGAGAUCAAGAAAAAGAACAAAGCUGGUGAUGUGAAAACAGAUGCAGAAAAGACUCCCACAGACAAAAAACGAGAACUAAGAAGGAAAAAGCUCCGUAAACGUAUGAGGCGAAGGGAAAAGGAGAAACGUGAAAAGCUUCUUGAGAAGAUGAAACCAGAACAAGGCACAAAACUUAGCAAGAAAGCUGCUGCAGCAAAAUUAAAAAGGCUUACCAAAGAAGGCAAAGCAUCUCUGCUCAAGGAUGAAGGUAAAGACAAGGCCUUGAAAUCAUCCCAGGCCUUCUUUUCUCAGCUACAAGAUCAAGUGAGAAUGCAAAUCAAAGAUGCCACCAAAUUAAAGAAGAAACAGAAGAAGGAGAAAGCAAUCUCUGUUCAAAAACUGAAGCUGUAGUUUACCUUUUUUAUAUGUUGCAUCUUGUAUAUAUUAAAUUUUUUCUCCAAAUUUGAGUGGGUUUUAUUCUGUGAUGAUCUUUAAAAUACUUCCUGAACUUCUGAGGUGAUGUUCAGAAGGUUUUUUGUAGAUUUUACUCUUUAUUUUCUACCACAGAACUUUGAUUUAUUCCAAAAAGAAAGAUUCUUGGUAUACGUAACUGUAUAAAUACUUGACAUGUGCUCUGUCUCUUCAAUCUAUAGCCCAGAGUUUGUAUCUGCUGGUGUAAUAGCUCUGGAUGUAUAGCAGGAGAGACUGCAUUUAUUGAAGGACUUGAGAUCUAUUAUAUUUUGAAAUUUUGAGUGGCAAAGAGGGAGUACACAAAAGAUUUUUAAGCCUGUGGUAACCCAGAGCCAGGAAAUGGCAUCUUUUAACUUAGU
This is a messenger RNA of Ficedula albicollis (Collared flycatcher), 2519 nucleotides long. It is a transcript of the gene MPHOSPH10, whose product is annotated as M-phase phosphoprotein 10. Gene Ontology annotation, biological process: rRNA processing. Bases 1 to 2100 code for a protein of 699 amino acids. NCBI's taxonomy places the organism in Eukaryota, Metazoa, Chordata, Aves, Passeriformes, Muscicapidae. The transcript is spliced from 12 exons. The record is from RefSeq and is a predicted model, not a curated record. Gene Ontology annotation, cellular component: nucleus; Mpp10 complex; sno(s)RNA-containing ribonucleoprotein complex.